Messenger RNA from Triticum dicoccoides, 821 nucleotides. Its product is annotated as histidine-containing phosphotransfer protein 2-like. Gene Ontology annotation, cellular component: cytoplasm; nucleus. The record is from RefSeq and is a predicted model, not a curated record. Bases 76 to 525 code for a protein of 149 amino acids. NCBI's taxonomy places the organism in Eukaryota, Viridiplantae, Streptophyta, Magnoliopsida, Poales, Poaceae. Gene Ontology annotation, biological process: phosphorelay signal transduction system; phosphorylation; cytokinin-activated signaling pathway. The transcript is spliced from 6 exons. Gene Ontology annotation, molecular function: histidine phosphotransfer kinase activity; protein histidine kinase binding.
GACCCCAAACCCCCUCCAACUCUACCUCAGACCACUCCGCCACCGGCACCACAGCUUCCAUCGGAUCCCUUCGCCAUGUCGGCCGCCGCGCUCAGGGCUCUACUGAACUCCCAUGUCACUUCAAUGUUCAACACGGGUACGGUGGACGAGUAUUUCCAGUACCUGCAGUCGGUGGAAGAGGACGGCAGCUCAGCGCCGGGCUUGGUUGCCGAGGUCAUCAACCUCUUCAUCGGCGACGCCAACAGCAUCCUCAACGGCAUCGCUGGCCUGCUCAGGAACCAGCCCGUGGUAGAUUUCAACAAGGUGGACGACCUGGUGCAUCAGCUCAAGGGGUGCAGCUGCAGUGUUGGUGCUAAGAAAGUGAACCUCUGCUGUAUGUACUUCCAUCAGUUCAUUGAGUCAAGAAGCAAAGAAGGGUGCCUCAUGGCGUUGUCUCUUCUUAGGAAUGAGUUCUGCGAUGUGUGCAACAAGUUCCAGACCAUGAUGCAGCUGGAGCAGCAGAUCGCAGCCUGUGGUCCUAAGUAGUAGCAAUCGAAGCAAAAGGAGCAUAGCCCCAUGUGAUCCCACCCAUGAUGGGGUGUAUUUAUCUCUGAAGGCGCAAACAAUAUUCAACAUGUGUCUGGCUUUCAGGCGGUUAUAAAAUAACAUGAGGAAUCUUGUGUAGGAACUCGAGUCACACAAAUCUUCAAAAAAAUCGUUGUCAUGUGUCUAUGUCUCUUUCAAGUCUAUAUCAGGUUGUGCUUGUUGGGCUUCCCCGGCCCAUGCAAUUUGUGAACUCUUUACCUAGUUGGCUGGUUAAUGGUGUCUUCAUUUUGUCAUAC